AUGGACAAUGCAGACGAAGACGACGACAUCAAGCUGGCGAAGGCCUCCAUAGGCUUGCUGAACAGCCUUGAGCAGGAUAUCCCGAAGCUACUAUACAAGUCUGCACUGACCGGAACACGAAGCAAACGCGUGCACACGAGAGUCAAGAGACGCCAUCUCGACCAUGUCGUCAACCUUAUUGAGCCCUUCCAAGGCGACCCCCAACUGCUCGAUGCGAAGCUGAAGACAAUUCUGCCUCCGAUAGUGGAUGCCUACCUGGAGUACCUGGUCAGUGGCGAACGGAAACCCGUAGACAAGCAUGUCAACCUUCAAUUCGCGGUGUGCAAUCUUCUGUACACCUUAUGUAAGGUCCGCGGCUAUAAGAUCAUUGUCGCCUUCUUGAACAACGAGCCGCGCUUUCUUGAGCAUGUGCUGGAAGCUCUUGAGCAGUAUGACUCCGGCGAAGACACCAGCCUCGCGACAUGGCAAGUACCAUAUGUUCUUUUGCUCUGGCUUGGUCAUCUGCUACUGGCACCAUUCGACCUGAGCUCAAUAUCUGCAAAGUCUCCGCAGUUGCCAGGAUCUGCUCCGGAACAGGACCUUCCUCCACUUGUGCAUCGCCUUCUCCACAUAGGAAGGAAGUAUCUGCACAGCUCUACCAAGGCUCAGGAUGCGGCGUCAGCUAUGCUCGUACGCUUAGCAAUCCGUCCUGAUGUCCUUCCUCUAAGACUGGCCGAUCGAUGGACAGCAGAGCACUUACCAAAGCUCACACAGAGCGCCAGUAACACGCAAAACAUGUACGCCACACUGGGAUCCCUACGUCUCAUGGUCGGUGUGGCCUCAGCAUCUGAGCUGAGUCACCUCGUGCCAGACAUAUAUCGACCGUGCGCAGCGGCAUUCGAUGAACACGACAGCUCUGCUCUUUCCUCCAACGCAGUGGCCAAGAAGCUGAUCGUGAAGAUCUUCCGCAACAUUGCCACCCUGGCUUUGAGGUCAGUCGCCACCUCAGGACCACUACUACAUUUUUUGCAGACCACAGACGUGCUAGAAGACGUCAUCGACUACCUACUGCGCUCCUUGAGCGACAAAGAUACGCCAGUCCGAUUCGCGGCCGCAAAAGCGACCAGUCUGAUCGUGCUGGAGCUUGACCCUGAAAUGGCACAUGACGUGAUCCAGGCUGUCCUGGACUCCUUCAAAGAGGACAUGCCCCGAGAUGACGGCAGUCUUGACUUCUCGACCACAAAUGCGCUGAGGUGGCAUGGUCUAACCCUGACACUCUCGCACAUGCUGUUCAAACGAUCGGCGUCGGUGCAGCAAUUACCUGACAUUCUCAUCGCUUUAAUCGCGGCCCUGCAGUACCAGCAACGCACAGCUACUGGAAGCACUCUGGGCACGAAUGUGCGUGAUGCGGCCAACUUUGGUAUCUGGUCGCUGGCGCGGCGUUACAUCACUGCUGAACUUCUUCUUGUACCAAUGGAGGCUUUCCACACCAAACAAGAAACCAUCAUACAGCAUCUGGCUGUACAGCUCAUACUCUCAGCUUGCUUCGAUCCAGCCGGUAAUAUACGUAGAGGAUCCUCUGCUGCGCUACAGGAACUAGUGGGCCGCCAUCCUGACCAGGUUCACCAAGGUAUCAGCCUCGUGCAGAUCGUCGACUACCUAGCAGUAAGCUUACGCAGCCGAGCGAUGGUCGACAUUGCCAACAAGGCCGCCAGGCUGCAUUCGGCGUUCUGGCCAGCAGUGCUCGCUGGCACCUUAGGCUGGCGAGGCUUGGGAUCUGCAGAUCUUCCCUCGCGUGAGGCAGCAGCAAGCUCCAUUGCAGGCCUCAUCACAUCUGCACAGGACCAAAUAACAAUCCUGCAGCUUGUCGGCGGGCACCUCUUGAUGUGCUCUCCUCGUGACACCGAGUUGCUACAUGGCAUGUUUCUCGCAGCAGCCAAUGUAAUAGAGCAAGCCUUGGCUGGCGACCAAGACCGCUAUCGAUCGCUUCUGGCGUUCCUGCCUUCACUAAUUCAGCAUGUUGACAUACUGCAAGAAGCGAUACAGGACUUCUCAUCACGUACUCUGCGCUCGGACUUGUCUGCUAGCAUGGCACGUUAUAUCACCGCUCUUUACAAGAGCAUGAUGCAUUCUGAAAGUCCCGCCGUUGAUGGUGAGCGAUUGAAGGGCCUCGAUUCCAUCGUGGACAAGCUCUUGACUCGCCACGAAGAGAGCAUCAUCGCAACCAUACCCGAACUUGUAAGAGCCAUGCUCGCUCUGAAGCGUGCUCGCAGCCUUCCACUUGGCAACAUCGGGGUGCAAACGCUGAGCAAGAGGGUGAGCAUUGACGGAGCAAUGAGUACAAUGCACAGUGCCGGUAGAGCGAUCGCCUUGGGCGCCUUAGCGCCCUGCUACGAAUCGUCUGGCAUGAACAACGAGAAGGCUUUAGCUGCAGCCCAAGUGCUUGCCGAUCUGCUACAUGCCAUGAAUGUCGAGUGGCGUGUCAUUGGGGUCAAAGCCAUUCAGCUCAUCGUUGAAACUGCAUCAGGUGCCGAUGCGAUGGCUGCAGAUGUGGCCGAUGUCAUCUGCAAAGCCGUCACUCACGGUCUGAACGACUACACGAUCGACGAGCGCGGCGACGUCGGCUCUCUAGUGCGCCUACAAUGCAUCUCUUGCACAUCCAAGAUCUCCUCAUCCAAAGCCUUCAACGACCACCCCCCACUCCUCGCCACCCUCAAAGCCGAAAUCUACCGCCUCUCCCUCGAGAAGCUGGACCGGGUCCGCCUAAGCGCAGCCCACUGCCGCUACCAACACUUCAACCUCCUCACCAACCCCUCCGACGUCGCCAGCGUCUCCUCCCGCUCCUACUUCGAAGCCGCCAUCCUUCCCACCUCGCCCUCACACCCCCACCAAGCAGUUCUCGAAGGCCUGAUAUCCUGCGCCGGCGUCGGCGCUGAGAACGUCCUGCAAGCUUCCCGAGAAGUCCUCGCAGUAUACCUCUCCUCCCUCACCAAUACAGACCUCGAAGUCCAACUAUCACUCUUCACAACAAUCAUGAAACGUACCCUCGACGACCCUACGAAACCACACCCAGCCCUCGAACUCCUGGCUUUUCUGCUGGAUAUGCAAAUCCCCCAACGCCUCGCCGACUCCGUGACCUUCAAGUGGCGGAACGUCCUCUCCCUCGUGCAGAAAUCGCAUCACAAGUCUAACGACAUUCCCAAGAUUCUAGCGGCGGUGCAUGUAUACGCGGGAUUAGCGGACGUACCAGCGAUAAGAGGGGAAGUGUUGAAGAAGUUGAUAAGUAUGCUGAAGACGAACCCUUAUCCGCGAGUGAGGGUAGCGGUGGCGGAGACGUUGUGGAUGGUGACGAGGGAUCAGGGGAUGAUGGGGGUGGAUUGGGCGAGACCGGCGAGGGACAAUGCUGGGGUUGUUGAGGGAUUGGGGAAGUACGUGACAGUGUGA
This is a messenger RNA of Fulvia fulva, 3423 nucleotides long. RefSeq names its product Tubulin-specific chaperone D. Bases 1 to 3423 code for a protein of 1140 amino acids. Lineage: Eukaryota; Fungi; Ascomycota; Dothideomycetes; Mycosphaerellales; Mycosphaerellaceae. Gene Ontology annotation, biological process: microtubule cytoskeleton organization; tubulin complex assembly; post-chaperonin tubulin folding pathway. The record is from RefSeq and is a predicted model, not a curated record. The transcript is spliced from 2 exons. Gene Ontology annotation, molecular function: GTPase activator activity; beta-tubulin binding.